Phaeodactylum tricornutum CCAP 1055/1 is the source of this 1029-nucleotide messenger RNA. RefSeq lists its product with no specific name. The transcript has 2 exons. Lineage: Eukaryota; Bacillariophyta; Bacillariophyceae; Surirellales; Neidiaceae. Gene Ontology annotation, cellular component: membrane. The coding region runs from base 1 to 1029 and encodes 342 amino acids. The record is from RefSeq and is a predicted model, not a curated record. Gene Ontology annotation, molecular function: sulfotransferase activity.
AUGACUCCAAUGCAAGCGUCGCGACAAAGUGAAUUUAUGAGGAGCCAUCUCAUCGGACCGUCGCCGGGUCGGAGGACUGAUGUCUACAAAUUGAAAUGCUACUGCGCGAUACUAUGCGUUAUUGUGCUUUGCAACACGUUGCUAAUGAAUCCACUGCAGCGAUUUCUCGCUCAAAACAUUUCGGCGGCUGCCGGCGACUGGACUCCUUGGGAGCCUCGGCUGCAGCAUCUCGAAUUUCAGCUCAACGAAACCCGGUCCCUUCUUCAGCAAAGACUUGCGCUUCCAACCACAAGUAACUUGUACAAUAUUAGUUUCGACCUAUUCUGGUUGCACAUUGAAAAGACGGGUACUUCGUUCUUCAACACUAUCUUUUUGAAUUUAUGCCCUCGCAUCCUUGCCGAGCACCCAGAAGUCCUGCAAUCGAAACUGAUCGACGGUCGUCUCUUGAGCCGGUUCCCACCCUCACAAUGGUGUGAGGCAACCGUGCUCAACAUGCCGUGUCCUGGAUGCCAUUUCCCGUACAAGGAACGGGAUACAUUGUUCACGACCUUUACCAUGUUUCGGGAUCCGUUGGAACGACUGCAAAGUGCGUAUGCGUUUCAACGCCACGGGAGCAAAUUGAACGAUACCAACAUUUCCUUCGAAACCUAUAUCAACGAGUCACAUCUCCCGAAUUGUCAAAUGAAAAUGAUGUCCGGAUACAAAUGCCACCAAUACGCGGCACCUGAUCACCUCAAUGUGGAGAAGGCGUUGCAAACGAUCCAGCGUCCCACCUUUUUCUUUGGCAUAACGGAACGGUGGGAAGAGACAAUAUGCCUCUUCCAUCAGUGGUACGGUGGGAAAAUACAACCGUUUGAGAUGAGGAACAACCGACCUACUCUCCGCAGCGCGCUCAAUCGGUCCAUCGACUACCACGAUGUUGACAUGGAGUUUGUCCCCGAGGCGGAGAAGAUCUUUGACCAAAGGCUUCUCGCGGCAGGAUGCCUGGGCACAAGGUCGGCUUCGAUCGAGUCACACUUGCAUAUCUAG